Syngnathus typhle (broad-nosed pipefish) is the source of this 2342-nucleotide messenger RNA. RefSeq lists its product as uncharacterized. The coding region runs from base 1 to 2322 and encodes 773 amino acids. Gene Ontology annotation, cellular component: spindle microtubule; nucleus. NCBI's taxonomy places the organism in Eukaryota, Metazoa, Chordata, Actinopteri, Syngnathiformes, Syngnathidae. Gene Ontology annotation, biological process: mitotic spindle assembly; microtubule-based movement. The record is from RefSeq and is a predicted model, not a curated record. The transcript is spliced from 19 exons. Gene Ontology annotation, molecular function: microtubule binding; plus-end-directed microtubule motor activity; ATP binding.
AUGUUAACCACAAGGACAUCAACCAUGCAGCCUGGUGACAUGGAUAUGACUUUUCUUUCACCUCCACAGGAGGACACAUUAGGAGCAGCAGAACAGCAGACUAUGAAAGUCUACCUUCGAGUCAGACCUUUUUCUAAAGAUGAGCUCUCUGACAAGGAGGAUCAGGAUUGCGUGAUAAUAGAAAACGACCAAAUGGUGACGCUGCAAGCCCCGAAAGGUUCUGCCACCAUGAAGUCCUUUGAGAAGGGCAUCGCCAUGUCUGUCCACAAAAUGUCAUUUUCCAAGAUUUUUGGACCAGAGACAACUCAGGCCGAGCUGUAUGACAACACGGUCAAAAGUCAAAUGUCUGAUUUCUUGGAUGGGGAGAAUUCCCUGAUCUUCAGCUAUGGCGUCACCAAUGCUGGGAAAACCUUCACAAUCCUAGGAACUUCAAAAGAGCCGGGAAUAUUGCCACGAGUAUUGGACGGCAUUUUUCAGUACAUCGCAGGACGCCAAUAUGUUUGCAUGGACGUGAAGCCCCACCUCAGAAAUGAUACGCGAUGUCUGGAUGCUGAGCAAGUCAAACAGGAGAAAAUUGCUAAAGCUGCUAGCCUUGCAUCAUUCAAAGAGGAAUGUGAUAACCGAAGACCCAGCAGUGGAUCAGAUUCCGUCUUCUAUCCUGCGCCUUCCUCUUCCUCAUUGUCGGACUAUCAAUCAGAUGAAGAGCGCUUCCAGUUUGCCGUAUGGGUGGCAUUCUUUGAAAUCUACAACGAGCGCGUCUACGAUCUCCUUCAGCAGUCCAAGAAACGUUCUGCGCUUCGUGUUUGCGAUGACGGCGCUGGCAACGCUUAUGUUAAAGAUCUUCGAUGGAUCAACAUCCAGAGUUUGUCGGAAGCCAGCAAAAUACUCCUAAUUGGCAACAAAAACCGGAGUGCUGCAACCACCAAGAUGAACCAGUCCUCCAGCAGAAGCCACAGCAUAUUCACCAUGAAGCUGCUCAAGAUGGAUGGAGACAAAGUUAAAAGGAUGUCCGAGUUUUCUCUGUGUGACUUGGCCGGCUCGGAAAGAUGCAACAAAACCAAAACGUUUGGCGAGAGGCUAAAAGAAGCGGGAAACAUUAACAACUCGCUCCUCAUCCUGGGCAAGUGCAUCAAUGCCCUGCGCAACAAUCAAAGCGAAAGAAUGAAGAGCAGCUGCAUCCCUUUUCGAGAGAGCAAGCUCACCAAGCUCUUCCAGGCGGUUUUCUGCGGCAAAGGAAGAGCUUCGAUGAUCGUCAACAUCAGCCAGUGCGCUUCCACCUAUGACGAGACGCUCCACGUCAUGAAGUUCUCCGCUGUAGCCAAACAAGUACAGGUGAUUCCAGACAAGUCUCUGGAGUCUCUGUCAGAGUCUCUGUUGGCUCCGAACGGCAAAUCUCUGGUGAGGAAUGGCGUGAUUGACAGGCAGGCACUGGAAAGCUUCCUGUCCGAAGACGAGUUGCUGAAUGAAGACGGCGACGCAGACAUGACCUUGCUGACACAGAACGAGCUGCUGGACACUAUCGAAAGCCUUCGAACAAAACUGCGGGCGGAGCGAAGACGAAACCUGGAGCAGGAGAUGGAGAUCCGUAAGGAAAUGGGCGACGCCAUGUUACAGCAGAUCAUGGAGAGCGAGGAGCUCCGCAGCCAACAGUUGGAAGAGCUGAAGGAGAGCUACCAAGAAAAGAUGGAGAACACCUUCGAGAUGUACAAGGAUGCUAUCAAAGAACAUGCUUACAAGAGUGCCAUGAAUGACCUUGAAGACAACUACGUGCCUCUUGAGGAGUUCACCGCUGAGCAGGAGAAAGUGGAGGCCCUGGAGCGACGGCUUUCACAGUUGGCAGCUGGUACCAAAGUCUGCACGGUGGCUACGGUGGACGUGUCAUGUCAGUGUCAACCCUCAAAAGACUUUGAAGCUGCAGGGGAGAACCGUCUCAAACAUCUCAACAAGGAGAAAAGUGCCAUCGAACGCAUGUGUGAGGAUAAGCAACAGUUGAUAUUGUCCUUGGAGAAACGACUGAUGGAACUUAGUGAAACCCUUCAGACGGUUCGAGACAGCUUCCUGGAGAAAUCGGCUGAACUAGAGGAUCUUCAAGUGAAGACCCAAGAACAGAUGAAAUCAAUGCAGGAGAUUUUAGCCCAGUCUUCGGAGAAGGACAAGGAAAUUGCCUCCCUAAAGGCAGAAGUUUCCCAGCUUACUCCAAAGUCACCUAUGCAGGCCAAACCCAAGAAAGGCUUGCUCAGCAACUUCAAGCAAGCGGUUAUAUCUCCUCGUAAGACCAGAAGCCACACAUUCAAGAAAACUCCCGCAACUCCACGUCGUUGACUAGCAUAGUAUGAUGUCUU